AAAGUCCGAGUUCAUAAUGUUCUAAAACAACAGAAAAGUAAAUCUGUGUCUCAGGCUGAAACCGAGGGAACUAAACAAGAAAGAGAACACCUGGAAAUUCUGGUUGACCAACUGAAAAUCAAAUUACAAGAUACCCAAAAUAAUUUACAGAUCCAUGUAUCCGAACUUCAAACAUUACAGUCUGAACACGAUACUCUGCUAGAAAGGCACAACAAGAUGCUGCAGGAAACUGUGUCCAAAGAGGCAGAACUCCGGGAAAAGUUGUGUUCAGUACAAUCAGAGAACAUGAUGAUGAAGUCUGAACAUGCACAGACUGUGAGUCAAUUGACAUCCCAGAACGAGGCCCUUCGCAACAGCUUCCGAGAUCAAACACGACAUUUGCAGGAAGAGCACAGAAAGACAAUGGAAACUUUGCAGCAGCAGCUCUCCAAGGUGGAAGCUCAGCUUUUCCAGCUUAAGAGUGAACCGACCACAAGAAAACCUCCUUUAUGGCAUGCUGAACUUACCAAAGAAGAAUUGGUUCAAAAGCUCAGUUCCACCACAAAAAGUGCCGAUCAUUUAAAUGGCCUGCUUCGGGAAACGGAAGCAACCAAUGCGAUCCUUAUGGAGCAAAUUAAGGUUUUAGUGGAGAUGGCAGAAAUGGCAUAG
Messenger RNA from Hipposideros armiger (great roundleaf bat), 648 nucleotides. It is a transcript of the gene GCC2, whose product is annotated as GRIP and coiled-coil domain containing 2. Gene Ontology annotation, biological process: late endosome to Golgi transport. Gene Ontology annotation, cellular component: Golgi apparatus. The record is from RefSeq and is a predicted model, not a curated record. The coding region runs from base 217 to 648 and encodes 143 amino acids. Lineage: Eukaryota; Metazoa; Chordata; Mammalia; Chiroptera; Hipposideridae. The transcript has 5 exons.